Messenger RNA from Mya arenaria, 693 nucleotides. RefSeq lists its product as uncharacterized. Gene Ontology annotation, cellular component: plasma membrane. Bases 1 to 693 code for a protein of 230 amino acids. The transcript is spliced from 2 exons. Lineage: Eukaryota; Metazoa; Mollusca; Bivalvia; Myida; Myidae. Gene Ontology annotation, biological process: adenylate cyclase-activating G protein-coupled receptor signaling pathway. The record is from RefSeq and is a predicted model, not a curated record. Gene Ontology annotation, molecular function: G protein-coupled receptor activity.
AUGACUGAAUUCGUGCUUGCUCAGAUUCUGAUGGUCAACGUUGUAGCAAUUAACGUCUUCACCACGAUGUUCUUCAACACAAACUUCUCUUUUGCCAAGUCUGAUCGCGGUAUUCUACUGUGGUCCUUUGGUGUUCCUUUCAUCGGCGCGUUAAUUGCAGCACUGCUUGAGCAGUUCGGACCGAUGGAAAUAGUUUGCUUUUUCGACGCCGUAAAUGGCAGGGUUGCAAAUUUGGUACUAAUUACGAUCCCCAUCACAACAAUCAUGGUCGUCAACGUUCUGCUCUACAUUCUGACGUUCAUCAAGAUCCGUAUUGACGUGAGGGCUAUAAGACAAAAUCUUGGCAAUAUGGCGUCAACAGCUGGAAGGCAUAUAAGGGCUGCCCGCAAUAUGUCUAUGUUUGUGGUGGCUUUCUUCGUCCAAUGGUCAAGCCUUGUUCUAACUGGGGUUUGGUUCCUGCUUGCAGAUGAUGUAGCAGAUAUACCGGAGGUUUUGAAACACAUCGUUGGAAUUUUUACCAACCUUGGAGGUGUUCUGAAUUUGAUCGUUUACCUGGCAAUAUUUAGGAAAACAAGGCCUAUGUUAAAUAUGGCCACAGGUAUGGAACCGCCAAAAUCACACAAGGUCAGCGACAACAACAAAGAACCCGCUAAUGGUUCUGAGCAAGGAAAUGAAGAAUUCGAAUUUAACUAA